This is a messenger RNA of Urocitellus parryii (Arctic ground squirrel), 1675 nucleotides long. It is a transcript of the gene Tmem234, whose product is annotated as transmembrane protein 234. NCBI's taxonomy places the organism in Eukaryota, Metazoa, Chordata, Mammalia, Rodentia, Sciuridae. The record is from RefSeq and is a predicted model, not a curated record.
UCCGUUCUCUCGUCUCCACCCCCCUCGCUCCCGGAAGUAGAUGAGAGCGGCGUUGCCCAUGGCGGCGUCUCUGGGGCAGGUGCUGGCUCUGGUGCUCGUGGCCGCUCUGUGGGGUGGCACGCAGCCGCUGCUGAAGCGGGCCUCCGCCGGCCUUCAGCAGGUUCAUGAGCGGACCUGGGUCCGGCAGUUGCUGCAGGAGAUGAAGACCCUUUUCUUGAAUUUUGAGUACCUGGUGCCCUUUCUCCUCAACCAGUGUGGCUCCCUUCUCUACUACUUCACCCUGGCAUCAACAGAUCUGACUCUAGCUGUGCCUAUCUGUAACUCUCUGGCCAUUGUCUUCACGCUGAUUGUUGGGAAGGUCCUUGGAGAAGAUAUUGGUGGAAAAGGAGCAGUCGCUGGCAUGGUGUUCACCAUGACAGGAAUUGCACUUUGUAUCACAAGCUCAGUGAACAAGACCCAGAGGCCACCAUCUACUUUUUGAGUCGACCAACCCCAGCUUCCAGCUCUGCUGUCUYCAGGAAACCCCUGGGCCAAGGUGCAGGCAAUGAGCAGAUGGACCAAGAACUUGCCCUCUCUGAGCCUCAGUUUCCUCAUCUCUUAUGGGGAUAAUAGCUACCUCGUGGAUCACAGUAAGAKAACAGCAGUAAAAGGAUUUUGUAAUCUUCAAGUGGUGUUCAGCUGUUGGGAUUUCGCACGGGACACUUCACACUCACCCUUAGCAGCUCUCUGCCUCAACAGCUCUUCUGCUAAAAUCUCAGGUCAUUAUUACCCAACCACUGUUACCCUGGCCUGCUCUGGACCAUCAUGGUGGCAGAAUACAUGGACUGCAGAGGCCCAGCUACAUGGAAAAGACCAGCUGCUGUGUUGCAGUCUCGAAGCCAGAAAUGUGACUGAGAUACCUCCAGUGCUCAGUGCCUUGGUGACUUAGGGGAGCAACUGAGGAGAAGAGGGUGCAUCAGAAUGUAGAUAUAGGACGUAUGAACUCCGUUAGCCUUGCCUUUCCCACCCAUGAGGUGGGCAGAAAUGCUCACCUGCCAGCCCCUCUCAAGACAGGUAGACAACUGAGCCCCAGCAUCACCUAACUGUAGUAUCCAGUACAAUACCUGGCCAGUAGCAGCCUUCAAUAAAUCUGUGCUAAACAGGUUAGUUAAGUAUUCUUUUAUUGUGACAAAUCUAYUCUCACAUUUGUGGUCACUUGCCAAGCUCAAUCAGCUACUCCUUUCUCUGGACAGAGAAUCCCAUAAGAAAACAGCCUCCACAGCUAGGGCUGCUCUGCUGAGGAGAAAGAAGACUGGGCUAUAGGCUUAGAAGAAGAAUGGGAAGGGGUUGAGGAAAYCACAUCCCUAUAAGCACAGGGGAGACGUUGAUUCUCAGGAACAGGCUGAAGACAAAAGGUGUCUACCCAACUGCUGUCUYCCUGUUUCUCUUUAGAGCUUUGGCUCUCAAGAUGGUGCAAUGGCUAAGGCUGAGGAUGCAGUCUAGCUCCAGACUUGUGUUCCAAGGACAYGGCCUCCUCCACUGUUUAUGCUGCUCUCUGGAGGAAAUGAUGAUAAGUACAGAAUGGAGUCAUGCAUGUGUCCAGCCUCUAGCCCCCUGCAGGAAACCCCCCCUCCCCAGAAAAGACUAGAAAUUAAGAACUCCAGCYAGGCAUGGUGGCACAAGCCUGUAAUCCCUG